AUGAAGAAAAUUCUAACAUGGUCACCCGUACCUGGGUCAACAUGGUCAACAUGGCCCCUUCCGAAGAUCACCGCCAACUUGGCAAUGGGCGAAGAGAGUCGUUUCAGUGGCAGGAAGAAGCCUAUCGUCGCCGAGAGGGUCCUGGGAACGGUGAAGUGGUUUAAUGUCAAGAACGGCUAUGGCUUCAUCAACCGCAACGACACUCACGAGGACAUCUUCGUCUACCAGACGGCCAUCACGCGCAACAACCCACAGAAGCUGCUGCGCAGCGUUGGCGAAGGUGAGACCGUCGAGUUUGACGUCGUGGUCGGCGAUAAGGGCUGCGAGGCAGCCAAUGUGACCGCACCCGAUGGUGAGCCUGUUCAGGGUAGCCCGUCCGCGGCCCACAGGCGCCCGUUCCCUCCCCGCUGGAUUCCACGUCGCAAUCAACGAAGGCGCGGGCCGGCGUCAAGGCGUGGCCGAGGGGAAGAUCGAAGGGAGGAAGCAGGAAACCGAGACUCUAAGCGGUGGAUCAUGGACGGCGUGGGGAGGCCCUACCCUUGGCGAUACAACCAGCGUUUCAGAGGAGUGCCACGAGCACCUCCGCGAGCCCCACCACCACCACCACCGCCACCGCGGCGUUUCAUUAUCGAUGAGCCACGGUCAGCGUACGCUGAAGAAGAGGUUUUCAACGAACCCCCACCCCGGCGCCCUCCACGGCGGUUCCGUGGCUGCUACUUUCGUAGACGACGUGGCCGUUUUCAGAGCAACCUGGAAAUGGCAGGACGGAACAGCUCCGAAAAAAAAAAUCUCGAAGAAGGAGUACGGGGAGGUAGCGGCGGAAGUGGCAACAGGAGCCAGGAGGACUCCCAGGACAGGGGGAGUGCCCCUUCGUGGCAACGACCUCCUCCGAUGUACCGACACCCAAGGUCCCGCCGACGCAGAACCAAGUCACCAUCCAAGAAGGCCGGGGCCCGUAAUGGACGCGAGAACGAGGCGAGCAGCGGUGGAGUCUCCUUCUUAUGGAAUAUGACUUUCACGUGGAACACAUUCAUGGUGUGA
Messenger RNA from Rhipicephalus microplus (southern cattle tick), 1041 nucleotides. RefSeq names its product Y-box-binding protein 1-like. Lineage: Eukaryota; Metazoa; Arthropoda; Arachnida; Ixodida; Ixodidae. The record is from RefSeq and is a predicted model, not a curated record.